Messenger RNA from Trichobilharzia szidati, 1153 nucleotides. The record is from the annotation of a GenBank genome assembly. NCBI's taxonomy places the organism in Eukaryota, Metazoa, Platyhelminthes, Trematoda, Strigeidida, Schistosomatidae.
GUCAUGAUUGGAGAAGCUAAUUCCAAUAAAUUUAAAUCAGUUUUCUACAGUGUUGGAAGUAAACCAUUGGAAAUGUGGACUCAGCAUACUUACCUUGCCCACAGGUUUCCAAUGGUCGUGUAUGUCGUAUGACAGAUGAAGAAAUUCAAUCCUAUGUACUGGAAAUAUUAGGGCAAAAUAUAAGUACAACAUAUAUUACUUGCCCAAGUGAUCCUAAAAAGAGUCUUGCUAUUAAAAUGCCAAUACUGGUUAUUGUACUGAAGAAUUUGAAUAAAUAUUUUACUUUUGAAGUUCAGAUUCUUGAUGAUCAAAAUCUAAGACGUAGAUUUCAUGCAAGUACUUGUCAAAGUGCUACACUGGUUAAACCAUUUGCUUGUAUGAUGCCAAUGAAACUUGAUGAUGGAUGGAAUCAAGUACAGUUCGAUUUAGCUGAUUUUACACGAAGAGCCUAUGGUACUACAUAUGUGGAAACAGUGAAAUUAAGUAUUCAUGCUAAUUGUCGACUACGUCGAGUAUAUUUUUGUGAUCGUAUCUAUUCAGAAGAUGAAUUACCCAAAGACUAUAAACUCUAUCUUCCUAUACAUCCUACAUCGGCUAGACGGACUCCUCCUCUACGUCCCUCGUCAAAUAAUCGUCAACGUUUGACAAAUUCACGCAGUACAACUUCAUUAAAUCGUUGAACAACGUGAAGAGAGAAAUAUACUUUUUGCUUCAUCUAUUUACAUACAGAUUAAAAUGUGUAUUCUAUUCAUUAAGCUUUGCUCAUAAUAAUAAUAACAUCAAUAAGAUGGCAUGUUUUCUUUUUUGUUGACAACAAAAGUAACAAUGACAAUAAUAAUAAUUCGAAUGCAGAUGGAUGACCUACUUAUUUGAUAUUUUUUAUUUCUAUUUAAUGUUAUUUGUUUUUUUCUUUUGUCUUCUCACUUUAUAUACAUAUACAUAUACACUUUCACAAUUUCAUCUCAAGAGUAUGUUGUUUUGUAGUUCAAUGCAUUUAAAAUUGAUCAUGUUUUUGUUUCAUUAAAACAAAAAUAUCGCACAUUGUUAUUCAAACAUUUUGAUUGAUAUAUAUCUAUACUAUACUAUAAUUAUUUUUCUAAUUAAAUCUAGUUUAUACACACAUAUAUGCAUAAACUCUUGUUAUUCUGAACAA